Lasiodiplodia theobromae is the source of this 1107-nucleotide messenger RNA. RefSeq lists its product as uncharacterized. The record is from RefSeq and is a predicted model, not a curated record. Lineage: Eukaryota; Fungi; Ascomycota; Dothideomycetes; Botryosphaeriales; Botryosphaeriaceae. The coding region runs from base 1 to 1107 and encodes 368 amino acids. The transcript has 2 exons.
AUGUCCGUCCUCAUUUCAAAGAACCUGGCUGGUCCAGCGUACAUCAUCCUUAAUGUCGUUCGCGCUCUGAACAUCAUCGGCCUCCUCCUCGUUGCUACGGCCAGCUUCCUUAUGCUGGUCAAGACCAUCGUCGUCUCCCGCUUCUUCUUCUUCGACGGCUGCAGCCACGUUAUCACUGCCUGCAUCAGCUGCUUCCUCAUCGCGUCCGAGGCUUGCCUUUUCCGCAGCUACUUCCGCAAGAACUGGCCUCUCUUCAGCCCUGAGCAUGGCUUCGUCGCUCUGGGAUUGGCCAUGAUCCUGCUCGGCGUCAACACCCUGGGCAACCUCAACAAGGAUGCUACAAGCGCUGAAAACCUGGGGAUGCCCUUCUGGAGUGUGGUCAUCAGCUCUGGCAUCAUCAUUCUGGUCCUUGGCUUCGUCAACAUCUUCGUUAGCUACAUCUUCCGCGAUACCAAGCUCCGCAUCACCGCCCGUAACGUCCGCGCCUCGGGAGCCGUAGCUAUCCAGGAUGCCGAGGCUCAGCUUGAGGCGGAGAAGACGCUCAGUAUCAAGUCGUCGAUGCAGAGCAUGACCCUCAACCAGUCGCCCUGGGCCACUCCGCGCAAGUCGCCCGCCCCCUCCAACUCACCCCGGCCGACCUACUCGCCCACGCGCACCAUCUUCCAGCAAGCCCGCGCCUCCCUGUUGCCCUCGCACUUCCGCACCUCGCGUUACAGCGCCUCCAACUACAGCCGCUCCUUCUUCGGUGGCCGUCCCGACAACGAUGAGGAGAAGCCUCCGGUCCCUCCGGUCCCGCCGUACCCGGCUUCGGAGGCCGGUAGCGGCACCACGGCAGCUCCCUCGUUCCGCGAGAAGGCGGGCAGGUCGCACCACCAGCACAAGAAGAGCUCCAGCAAGGACAGCACCCGCAGCAAGCGUGAGAGCAAGCGUAGCAGCCUGGGUCGCUUCCCCAUCAACAUCUCAUCGCCCCUCAACACCAACCCACGCUUCGCCUCGCUCGUCAACGGCAUCAAGAAGCCUGACCUUGCCCACCACCCCAGUCAGCGCCAGCGUCGCGUCGAAAAUGGCCAAGACGACAACCCUUACGAGCUUCCUCCGGACUUCUAG